UCGUCACCUGCUCUCCCACCGAUUCCGGUCGCCUCUCCCUUUCGCCCACACGCCGUCGUCACAGCCUCACACUAGCUAGCUAGCUAGCUUUACGCGAGAGGCGCGAGGAGGAGGAGCACGCCUAGCGGCUAGGGGUAGCUGGCUAGCUCCACCGCGGCGAGCGUACAUGUCGGCGGCGGUGUCUCCCGGCGUGGCCGGCACCGCACGGAGACUGUCUCCGUCUCCCAAGCCGGCCGGCGCCAGGGACAAGGACAAGGACAAGGAGGAGCCUCCAUCGCGCGAGGGCGCCGACAAGGCCAGGAGGAGGCUGCUGCUGCCGUCGGCCCCGGCCAGGGGCGCCGCGGCGUCCAUGCUGCUGCGCCGUGCCAGCGCCGGCGCGCGGGGGAGCAGCUACGUGCACCCGUCGUCGUCGCUCAGCGUCUCGUGCGCGUCGGAGGCGUCCACCGAGUCCUUGUGCAGCCGCGCGUCGACGGGCCGGAUCGGCCGCCGCCCCGCGGGCCCGCCCGUGGGAGCCCCGCGGCGGAGGGCGGCGGGCUCGGCCGGGCCUCCUUCUGCGCGCCCGGCCUCGUCCAGGAAGGUUGUUGCCAGCGCCGUGCCAGGCGGCGCGGCCACUGAUGCUCCGGCGGUGCUGAUGCUGGGCUCGGUCACCGCGACGUCGGCGGGGCCGCCGAGGUGCCCCUGGGUUACCCCAAACACUGAUCCCUGCUACGCUGCCUUCCAUGACCAAGAGUGGGGAGUGCCAGUACAUGACGACAAGAAACUGUUUGAAAUGCUUACUCUGUCCGGUGCACUGGCUGAGAUGGCAUGGCCUGCAAUUCUCAGCAAGAGGGACACCUUCAGAGAAGUGUUCAUGGACUUCGACCCUGUGUUGGUGGCGAAGCUGAACGAGAGAAAAUUCUUGGCGCCAAGCAGCCCUGCUAGCUCCCUGCUGUCUGAACACAGGCUGCGCAUAAUCAUCGAAAACGCACGUGAGUUGCUGAAGGUCAUAGAGGAGUUUGGAUCGUUCGACAGCUACUGCUGGAGCUUCCUGAGCAACAAGCCGAUGGUUGGUGGAUACAGGCACACGCGGGAGGUGCCGCUGCGGACGGCGAAGGCCGACGCCAUCAGCCAGGACCUGAUGCGUCGGGGGUUCCUCGGCGUCGGCCCGACGGUGGUCUACGCCUUCAUGCAGGCCGUCGGCAUGGCCAACGACCACCUCGUCACCUGCUACCGCUUCGAGGAGUGCUGCGACAUCAAAGACGUAGUCGCCGGCUACGGUGACAGUUGCAAGCCGGCAGCGGGGAGCGAGCAGGAGGUGAGCAUGCUCUGUGGGCUGGUGCAGUGCGUCGCCCUGGAGCCGUCGAGAGCCGCCACGGUGAUGAGCAUCUCAUAGCAGCCAGCUGAGGCUAGCUAUACCAACCAGGUGAUCGAUGACGCGAAGAACGAGUAGGGAUUAAUUAUUAUUAGGCGAGUUGAUUCCACUUAAUCGUGCUGGUGCAAUGAUUGCAUGUGUAGAUAUUGGUCGUGUUUGAGCGAGGUGUACAUGGUUGUUGAUGUGAGGUUUGAGAAAUUGGGGUUUGCUUGAGCUGAGGAUGUUGAAAAGAUGUGUAGGUAUAGGACAAGAAGUUUCAGACGACGACGUGUUCACAUUUCACAUUACAGGCAUAUGUUGAACUAAAGGAGUGGCGUGGUGUGGAGCCGGUACAGAUCUUGUAAAGUUGGAAAGAUUGUUCUCUAACCGAUAUGCAAAGCAAAAGAAAGUCCCUUGCUUCGGCUUUGUUUUC
Panicum virgatum (switchgrass) is the source of this 1763-nucleotide messenger RNA. RefSeq lists its product as uncharacterized. NCBI's taxonomy places the organism in Eukaryota, Viridiplantae, Streptophyta, Magnoliopsida, Poales, Poaceae. The record is from RefSeq and is a predicted model, not a curated record. Gene Ontology annotation, molecular function: DNA-3-methyladenine glycosylase activity. Gene Ontology annotation, biological process: base-excision repair. The transcript is spliced from 4 exons. Bases 167 to 1372 code for a protein of 401 amino acids.